Molecule: messenger RNA, 1308 nt
Organism: Gamsiella multidivaricata
Lineage: Eukaryota; Fungi; Mortierellomycota; Mortierellomycetes; Mortierellales; Mortierellaceae
Exons: 3
Coding region: 1-1308 (435 amino acids)
Molecular function (GO): NAD binding; oxidoreductase activity, acting on the CH-OH group of donors, NAD or NADP as acceptor
Source: RefSeq, a predicted model, not a curated record
AUGCCCAGCGGCGGUGUCGAGGUCUCACAUGAGCGCAGGGGCUCAGUUGCUGGACUAAACAAAGCCAAGAUCCUCAAGCCCUUCAACACCGCCAACAUCAAGAUCCUCUUGCUCGAGAACGUCAACGAGACCGCCGUUUCUGCCCUCCGAGAACAAGGUUAUCAGGUCGAAACACACGCCAAGGCCCUGUCGGAAGACGUCCUGGUUGAAAAGAUCCGCGAUAUCCACUGCAUCGGUAUCCGCUCCAAGACCAAGCUGACCAAGAGGGUCCUUGAUGCCGCCGAGAAGCUCGGAGUGAUCGGGUGCUUCUGUAUCGGUACCAAUCAAGUUGAUCUGGAGCAUGCCUCUCAGAAGGGUGUCGCGGUCUUCAACUCGCCCUUCUCCAACUCGCGCUCGGUCGCAGAACUGGUCAUAGCCGAGAUCGUGUUGCUGUCCAGACAGCUGGGUGAUCGUAACAAGGAGAUGCACCAAGGCAAUUGGCAGAAGGUCUCGGCGAACUGCUAUGAGAUCCGUGGCAAGACUCUCGGAAUUGUUGGAUACGGCCACAUUGGUUCGCAGCUCUCGGUCCUUGCCGAAUCCAUGGGCAUGCGCGUUCUCUUCUACGACGUCGUCCCAUUGAUGCCUCUCGGUACCUCCAAGCAGGUCACGACCCUCGCUAGCCUCCUCGAAUCCUCGGACUUUGUGACCCUCCACGUCCCCGAAACCGAGGAGACCAAAAACAUGAUUGGCGAACACGAGCUUCGUCAAAUGAAGCGAGGGUCCUUCCUCAUCAACGCCUCCCGCGGCACCAUCGUCCAGAUCCCCGCUCUCGCUAAGGCUCUCCGCUCUGGACACCUCGGCGGAGCUGCCGUUGACGUCUUCCCGAAGGAACCUGCCGCGAAUGGUCCUUACUUUGAGUCUGAACUGGUUGGUUGCCCCAACACGUUGCUGACUCCCCAUAUUGGUGGUUCGACCGAGGAGGCCCAGUCGAUGAUCGGAGUCGAGGUCUCACAGGCAUUGAUCAAGUUUAUCAACAACGGCACGUCGAUCGGAGCGGUGAACUAUCCGGAGGUUGAUCUGCGUGCGAUCCGGUACGAGGAGGAGAACUCGAUCCGGCUGUGCUACACACAUCUGAAUGUUCCUGGAGUGUUGAGACAGAUCACGGAUAUUUUGGCGGACCAUAAUGUGGACAAGCAGUUCUCGGACUCGAAGGGAAAGAUCGCGUACCUGAUGGCGGAUAUCUCGGAUGUGACACAGGAGCAGAUCCAGGAAAUCUACAGACGCGUGAGCGAGACGCCCACGAAUAUCAUUACCCGCGUCUUGUAUUAA